Molecule: messenger RNA, 2968 nt
Organism: Pistacia vera
Lineage: Eukaryota; Viridiplantae; Streptophyta; Magnoliopsida; Sapindales; Anacardiaceae
Product: putative pumilio homolog 7, chloroplastic
Exons: 5
Coding region: 401-2623 (740 amino acids)
Biological process (GO): post-transcriptional regulation of gene expression
Cellular component (GO): cytoplasm
Molecular function (GO): mRNA binding
Source: RefSeq, a predicted model, not a curated record
UAUAUAGCGUCUCUUUGUUCUCCAGCUUUAAUGGCGUGAGACUGUAUUUAUCUACGGUUCUAAUUUCCAAAGUAAUCUUAUUCAAUCUUUGCAUGCUUCACCAACUCCUCUAAAACAUUCCAAAACCCAAACGACAUCAUUCUUUCCUUUUUUUUUUUUUUUUUUUUUUUGUAAUUUAAUCCCUCAUCCCAAUCCAAUCCAACCCAACCCAACCCAACCCAGAUGAUUCAAAACUGGUAAUCCCUUCUGGGUUUUUCGUUUUUACCCUUUUUUAAUCCGUUUCUUAUGUGCCUAUAUUGAUUCUUGGAUUGCUGUUAUACUCUUAUGUACUUGUAUUGUGUUGUGUUGUUUGUCUGUGUUUUUCUUUGUUGUUGUUUGAUUGUUGGUUUGGUGAGAAACCAUGAAGGAAGAUGAAGAGUUUGAAAUGUUGUUGGAUGUGAUCCCUCAUGUAACAUCAUUUAAUCUUUAUAAUCAUCAUCAUCAUAUGAAUCAACAACAGCAUCAUCAUCAAGAUCAUCUUGAUGGUAAUGGUAUGUAUGGUGUACGUGAUGAUGAGGCAUUGAGACAAUAUUGUGUUUCUCCUGUUAGUGGAUUCUCAUUGCAGUCAGAUGGCUCCUCUUUUUCAAGUUUGUUCUCAAAUGGACAUUCUUUAUCUGAUAAUGGAUCACCACCUCCACCCGAGGUUAAACUUAAAUAUCAUUUGCCUAGUGAAACUUGUUCUUACCCAGAUGGAUUAGCAUUGGAUUUGGAUUUGCCCAUUAGGAAGGACAAUGAGUGUGUGAUUGAUGAAAUGAGUCUUUGUAAAAAUCUUGGCAAAAUGCACCUUAGUAAUGACCAAUAUGAUUGUUUAAACGUUAAAUAUUUCCCACCAUACCAGACUGGGCCUAGAUUUGGUGAUUUUAGGGGUGGAAGUAAUCAAAUGAAUGCUGAGAAAUAUAUAGGAUUUCAGUCCCCUGUUUCAAGAACUGCUGAGGGGUUUGAUAGUGAUAUGAGUUCGGCAUUGUUGGGAUUGGAGCAAGAAUAUAGAAUGGGUAAUUUGUUGGGUUCGCAACUGAUUCCUGGUCGAUCUGAUGCUUUCUUUUCUCGGCAAGAGUUAAAUAUGUGCAAUGGGUCAAUGAGUUCUCCAUUGCAGAAAAUAAAGGAGCAGCCAAACAACUAUUCUCAAAUAGGGAUUCCAACAUCAAACUCGUGCACUACCUUUGGUAGACUUUCUAUUAAUGAUGCUUUAUUUUGUGCACAAAGAAAUGGAAUGCAUUGGAGUGAAGAAAGAGGUGUAUUGAAUUUUCCCAAUUCUCCUCAGUUGAGUCAUCCAAUGCCUCAUAUGAGUGUUGAAAAUCUGCUGCAACGCAGGAUGCCGCUAACUUAUGGAAGGCCUAGAGUCCCUUCAAACAUUGGAAUCCCACAGGGUGGUCUUGGGGCUUAUAGUAAUGAGGAUGGCUACAUAAUUCAAGGCAAUGGCUUAAAUUACCUAGUGAAUAAGGGAUGCAAUCACACAAGUGGUCAGAAUAAGGGCAGCAUACAUGAGGUCGGUGUUGGUUGGAGUCUGGAAAGAAGGUCACAGCUUAAUGGUCGGACCCAAAUGGCGGGAAUUUGUGGAAAUGCUGGAAUUGCCAAGUUUUGCAGCCCAUUCUCUCCGUCUUCAAAAUAUAAAUCCUUGGCAGAAGCUCGAGGCUAUAUUUACUUUAUAGCGAAGGAUCAACAUGGUUGUCGAUUCUUACAAAAGAUGUUUGAUGAGGGCUCCCAACAAAAUGUGCAAAUAAUAUUUGAUGAGAUCAUUGACCAUGUAGUUGAACUUAUGAUGAACCCGUUUGGGAAUUACCUUAUGCAGAAGUUAUUGGAGGUGUGUAAUGAAGAACAGAGAAUGCAGAUUCUGCUCAUGCUUACUGAAGAACCUGGGGAACUUGUUAGAAUCUCUUUAAACACUCAUGGCACUCGUGUAGUUCAAAAAUUGAUUGAGACCCUCAAAACCAGACAGCAGAUUUUGCUAGUUAUAUCGGCUCUUGAACCAGGGUUUCGUAAUCUCAUCAAGGACCUGAAUGGAAAUCAUGUGGUCCAACGUUGCUUGCAAUGCUUUACUUAUGAAGAUAACCAGUUUAUUUUUGUGGCUGCUGCAAAAUAUUGUGUUGAAAUUGCAACUCAUCAACACGGGUGUUGUGUUCUGCAACGGUGCAUAAGUCAUUCAAGUGGGGAAUAUCGUGACAACUUAAUUGCAGAAAUUUCAGCCAAUGGACUUCAUCUUGCUGAAGAUGCAUUUGGAAACUAUGUUGUUCAGUUUAUCUUGGAAUUGAAAAUUCCAUAUGCUAUCAGGAGUUUGAUUUCUGAAUUUGAAGGGAACUAUGUGCACCUCUCGAUACAGAAGUUCAGCAGCCAUGUUGUUGAAAAAUGUCUUCAUGUUUUUGAUGAUGAGAGUAGGUCAAGAAUCAUCCACGAAUUGCUCUCUGCCUCUCCCUUUGAACAGCUGCUUCAAGACCCGCAUGCUAACUAUGUUAUUCAAACAGCUCUUCAUGUUUCUGAGGGCUCCCUACACAAUUCACUUGUUGAAGCAAUUGAGUCUCAUAAAGCAAUUUCACGCAACAGCCCGUAUUCCAAGAGGAUUUUUUCUCAAAAGCUUUUGAAGAAGUGAUGUAGAUUCUCGCCCACCCCUCCAGAAAAAAAAACACUGUUAUUGUUUAAUGUUAUCAUUACUAUGCUUUCUACUACCACUAAAUAUAUCUGAAUUAUAACCAUAAAACUUUGAUGGUGAUAAUCAGAGAGUAUUUUGUGUCCUCAGGAAUGCAGUGAAGCCUCUUCCAAGGUCUCAGAAGAGAGUAAAGACAAAGCAAUUUUGCUCCCAGUUUCUUGUUUUGCAACAUGUUAAUAUAUGAUUUUGUUGUCGAUAAUCUGAGUUAGAUAUUAUUAUCCUUAUAAUUUUUGAAAAUUUUACUGUGUGAGACUGUACUGUGUAUAGAAUGUUAGAAUUGGGGUAUUG